Molecule: messenger RNA, 708 nt
Organism: Bursaphelenchus xylophilus (pine wood nematode)
Lineage: Eukaryota; Metazoa; Nematoda; Chromadorea; Rhabditida; Aphelenchoididae
Source: the annotation of a GenBank genome assembly
AUGUGUCAACCCGGUACCAGCGCCUCCUCCGAGCCAAACUGCACCCCUCUAAAGUCAUCGUCACAGUCUCAAAUCCUCCUCCGACCAUCUGCAACAAGACUGGUCUUUGCCUACUUCUUCCUUUUCUCGUUGUGUCUACAGUCCGUCAGUGGCUCCGUCCUUUGUCGGCAGGGUCAGGGAUGUGAGACGGUAUCGGAGGAAGACCUGAAACUGGUCAUCCCGCUCUCCACUUUCAAAACAAAACGAAACUUUGGAGUUUUGUGUAAGUUUCAGCAUAUUGCACUUUGAGUUAAGCGUAAAAACACCUGCGGAGGGUUACUGUAGAUGCGGAAACAUUUUUGAGCAGCUGAUUUUCUUAUGGAACGCUAAAUUUUGAUUUACGUAAUGCCUUAAGGGAAAUAAUAUUUGAUUAGAAUUCGGGGGUUCAAGCAAGUUUGUGUGGGCAUAAGUAAAAGUAGAUUUUGAUCCGUGCCAAAAAUAAAUGUCUAGACUUGAGGAACUUUCUUACCUUACCAACUCAAUUGGGUUCAAAAUAUCUACACCACUUGAUGAAAGAUUAAAAUUCCUUAAUUAUACUUGCAUAUCUUACCAGUUUCUUUUUCAGCCACUCAAAACCGCCGGUCCCUCCACCCUUGCCGAUGGAAGCUCUGCGGCGCCUUCGGCUCUUAUCAGCCCUUCGCCAACGCCAUGAGGAAGUUCCGUCGUUAA